AUGGGUUGGGCAGUGGUGUUGGCCAUCCUCAUCUCAUCGGUUUUGCAUCCCUUGUUGCUGACAACUUUAGCUGAUGAAUCCGACAACAACCGAGACGCUUUGCUCUGCCUCAAGUCUCGCCUCUCCAUCACCACAUGGAACACCACCUCACCAGAUUUCUGCAGUUGGCGUGGUGUCUCGUGCACAAGGCAGCCACAACUACCAGUAGUGGUGGCCUUGGACUUGGAGGCACAAGGCCUCACCGGCGAAAUCCCACCCUGCAUGUCCAACCUCACCUCGCUGGUGCGAAUCCACUUGCCGAGCAACCAGCUCUCCGGUCAUCUCCCACCAGAGAUUGGCCGGCUCACUGGACUCCAGUACCUCAACCUCAGCUCCAACGCGCUCAGCGGAGAGAUCCCGCAAUCACUGUCGUUAUGCUCUAGCCUUGAGGUCGUGGCACUGAGAAGCAACUCCAUUGAAGGUGUGAUCCCGUUGAGCCUCGGUACGCUCCGCAACCUUUCCUCUCUAGACUUGUCCAGCAAUGAACUUUCUGGUGAGAUUCCACCUCUACUCGGGAGCUCACCGGCUUUGGAGUCUGUCAGUCUCACCAACAACUUUCUCAAUGGAGAAAUCCCGCUGUUUUUGGCAAAUUGUACCUCACUUCGCUACCUUUCUCUACAAAACAACAGUCUUGCUGGGGCCAUACCGGCAGCUCUUUUCAACAGCUUAACCAUCACAGAAAUACAUAUUUCGAUGAACAAUCUUUCUGGGUCAAUUCCACUUUUCACAAACUUCCCUUCAAAGCUCGACUACCUCGAUUUAACAGGGAACAGCCUAACCGGAACUGUGCCGCCCUCAGUAGGAAAUCUCACACGGCUUACCGGUCUGUUAAUUGCGCAAAACCAGUUGCAGGGAAACAUUCCGGAUCUAUCCAAGCUAUCAGACCUGCAAUUCCUUGACCUCUCAUACAACAAUCUAUCAGGGAUAGUGCCACCAUCUAUUUACAAUUUACCUUUGCUGAGAUUCCUUGGGUUGGCCAACAAUAAUCUUCGAGGAACACUUCCUUCUGAUAUGGGGAACACUCUUUCUAACAUCAAUUCAUUGAUCAUGUCUAACAAUCAUUUUGAGGGUGAGAUUCCGGCAUCGCUAGCCAAUGCCUCCAGCAUGGAGUUCCUGUAUCUCGGCAACAAUUCGCUGAGCGGGGUGGUUCCUUCCUUCGGCUCCAUGUCGAAUUUGCAGGUUGUAAUGCUGCACUCAAAUCAGCUAGAAGCUGGAGACUGGACAUUCUUGUCAUCCUUAGCAAAUUGUACAGAGCUGCAAAAGCUGAACUUGGGUGGAAACAAACUAAGCGGUAAUUUGCCGGCUGGUUCUGUAGCAACCCUGCCGAAAAGGAUGAAUGGCUUGACUCUGCAGUCAAACUACAUAUCUGGCACCAUUCCCUUGGAGAUUGGGAACCUGUCUGAAAUUUCCCUACUUUACCUUGAUAACAAUCUUUUCACAGGGCCUAUACCUUCUACUCUUGGCCAGCUAAGCAAUUUGUUUAUUCUUGACCUAUCCUGGAACAAGUUCUCUGGAGAAAUUCCACCUUCCAUGGGUAACUUGAAUCAGCUGACGGAAUUUUAUUUACAAGAAAAUGAAUUAACUGGAAGCAUACCCACAAGUUUAGCUGGCUGCAAGAAAUUGGUGGCACUAAACCUUUCCAGCAAUGGCCUCAAUGGGAGCAUCAACGGGCCCAUGUUUAGCAAGUUGUAUCAGCUGAGUUGGUUACUUGACAUAUCACAUAACCAGUUCAGAGACUCCAUACCUCCAGAAAUUGGUAGCUUGAUAAACCUUGGUUCCUUGAACCUUUCGCACAACAAACUCACAGGUAAAAUUCCAUCCACACUUGGUGCAUGUGUCCGGUUGGAAUCACUGAACUUAGGCGGGAACCACCUAGAAGGAAGCAUUCCACAAUCACUGGCAAACCUGAAGGGUGUCAAAGCAUUAGAUUUCUCCCAAAACAAUUUAUCCGGUACAAUACCAAAAUUCCUUGAGACAUUCACUUCACUGCAGUACCUAAAUAUGUCCUUUAACAACUUUGAGGGGCCAGUUCCAAUAGGUGGAGUCUUUGACAACACAAGUGGUGUUUCUUUCCAAGGAAAUGCACUUCUUUGUUCAAAUGCUCAAGUCAAUGAUUUACCCAGGUGCUCCACCUCGGCAUCUCAGAGAAAGCGCAAGUUCAUUGUUCCAUUGUUGGCAGCUCUGUCAGCUGUUGUUGCAUUGGCCUUGAUCUUAGGGCUGGUUUUCCUGGUUUUCCAUAUUUUGAGAAAGAAGAGGGAGAGAUCAAGUCAGUCUAUUGACCACACAUAUACAGAGUUUAAAAGGCUAACAUACAAUGAUGUAAGCAAAGCAACGAAUGGCUUCUCUCCAACCAAUAUAGUUGGUUCUGGGCAAUUCGGGAUAGUGUAUAAAGGUCAGUUGGAUGGAAAAGACAGCUCGGUUGCUGUUAAAGUAUUCAAACUUAAUCAGUAUGGUGCAUUGGAUAGCUUUAUUGCUGAGUGCAAAGCUUUGCGGAACAUCCGGCACCGAAAUCUCGUGAGUGUCAUAACUGCAUGCUCAACUUACGAUCUGAUGGGGAAUGAGUUCAAAGCUCUGGUCUUCCAAUAUAUGGCAAAUGGUAGCCUUGAGAAUCGACUUCAUGCUAAGCUCCAGAACAAUGCUGAUUUGAGUUUGGGAACAGUGAUAUGCAUAGCAGUAGACAUUGCGUCUGCUCUGGAAUACCUUCAUAACCAAUGCACCCCACCAGUGGUUCACUGUGAUUUGAAGCCAAGCAAUAUACUCUUUGACGAUGAUGAUACUUCGUAUGUCUGUGAUUUUGGGCUAGCAAGGUUAAUUCAUGGUUAUUCAUCUGAAGCUCAGAGCAGCUCAACAAGCAUAGCUGGACCAGGGGGGACUAUUGGAUACAUCGCUCCUGAGUAUGGCAUGGGCAGUCAAAUCUCAACUGAGGGCGAUGUCUAUAGUUACGGAAUUAUACUUUUAGAAAUGCUAACAGGGAAAAGACCUACGGAUGAAACAUUCGGUAAUGGCCUUACACUCCAGAAGUACGUAGAUGCAUCACUUUCAGAAAUUGAACGCGUUCUUCGCCCCAGUCUUAUGCCAAAAAUUGGAGAUCAACCUACUAUUACCCCCAAAAUAGAAGAAUACAGGGCAACUACAGUGAUGCAUAUCUGUGCUCUGCAACUCGUUAAACUUGGGUUGUUAUGCUCCGUCGAGUCACCAAAAGAUCGCCCAAGCAUGCAUGAAAUUUACAGCGAAGUAAUUGCUGUAAAAGAAGCAUUUUUCUCAAUGAACAGUUGAGAGAUACACUACACGCCUAGAACAGUUUUGAUAUACUGCACAUAGAUUUAUGUCGCAAAUAUUUCCGUUUAUUUGGAUUGUUUUCUUCAUUCUAAAGGCCAGGUACCAAAUUGCUGAAUCUUUUUAUGUAAAUUUCACUAUGCAUUGAUGUUAAAGGCCCGAGCUAUUCUGUCAAUUUGAACUUUUCUUCAGAGAUAAAAGGCCGGUAGCUCUGUUUUCCUAUUGCUUUCAUCAAUGCCAAAGCAACUUGGCCUCCCCCGCACAAAUGUGUGGGGCGGACAAUAAUCAAUAUUUACAGCUGAAAUCUCUGCAUUGGUGUUGGAAGUUGCUUCUUUUCUAACCAGAAGUCUCUCAAUUUGCCUCACUGCUAAAUAGCCGAAACACUAGCUAACAUUCCUGUAUGAUGUGUCAAGUUUGGAGCACCCAGUAGGCCAGUACUGGUACUAGUAGUAUUGGUGGUGGCUGCAACGAAGCCCAAUCUCUAGGGACUGCGACUACAAGUCCGAUUAAUCCUGGUUAAAUCAAGUUUGAAGCAAAAACUGUACAAGAUCGAUACGGUAAUUUUGGUAUUUGACACGGAAAUAACAGGACUAGAAAAGAAAAUAGCAAACCCUAGGU
Messenger RNA from Hordeum vulgare subsp. vulgare (domesticated barley), 3933 nucleotides. Its product is annotated as receptor kinase-like protein Xa21. Gene Ontology annotation, molecular function: protein kinase activity; ATP binding; receptor serine/threonine kinase binding. The coding region runs from base 1 to 3315 and encodes 1104 amino acids. The record is from RefSeq and is a predicted model, not a curated record. The transcript has 2 exons. Lineage: Eukaryota; Viridiplantae; Streptophyta; Magnoliopsida; Poales; Poaceae. Gene Ontology annotation, biological process: protein phosphorylation.